UCUCCCUUUCUCCCUCUCAGAAUUCCCCACCUACCUGUCUGAACAGGGAGCAGUAGAGCGCUGUGGGACAGAGGGGAGAAAGAAAGAGAGAGAGAGGAGGAGAGUAGUAGGAACAAAGACAUAGUGAGGGAGAACAGGAAAGUGGUGUGUGUAUUGAGAAGAGAGUGGACUGACGGAGAGGUAGAGAGUAGCGGGGUGCAUAAGAGAAGCGUUGUGAGGAGGUUGCUCUGUUUUUGUCCUUUGGAAAACCUUUUCCCUGUUGGUGUCGUGCUGGCUUGUUAUGGAUGCUAUCAUGCUGCAGGAGAAACUAGUGGAGCGCUUGCUGUGCCCUCGAGUCAGAACCGCGAGGCGGAAGGAGAAGCAGUAUGUGGGCUUUGCCACCCUCCCUAACCAGGUGCACAGGAAGUCAGUGAAAAAGGGUUUUGACUUCACUCUCAUGGUCGCCGGGGAGUCUGGUAUGGGUAAAUCUACUCUUGUCAACAGCCUGUUCCUCACAGACCUGUACAAGGACAGGAAACUACUCAACGCUGAGGAGCGUAUCAACCAGACAGUAGAGAUCAUUAAGCAUACAGUGGACAUUGAGGAGAAAGGAGUGAAGCUCAAGUUGACCAUUGUAGACACGCCAGGCUUUGGAGACGCUGUCAACAACAAUGAAUGCUGGAAGCCGAUCACAGACUACAUCGACCAGCAGUUUGAGCAGUACUUCAGAGAUGAGAGUGGACUGAACAGGAAGAAUAUACAGGACAACAGAGUCCACUGCUGCCUCUACUUUAUUCCUGCGUUCGGACACGGACUGCGUCCAGUAGAUGUUGAGUUUAUGAAGGCUCUCCAUGAGAAGGUGAACGUGGUUCCUCUCAUUGCCAAGGCUGACUGUCUCACUCCCAAUGAGAUCAAGAAACUCAAAGACAGGGUCCGUGAGGAAAUUGAGAGGUUUGGCAUUAAGGUGUACCAGUUUCCAGAGUGUGACUCUGAUGAGGACGAGGAGUUCAAACAACUGGACAAAGAACUGAAGGAGUGCUGUCCGUUAGCAGUGAUUGGCAGUAACACAGUGGUUGAGGCCAGGGGCCAGAGAGUGAGAGGGAGACUCUAUCCAUGGGGUAUUGUGGAAGUGGAGAACCAGUCUCACUGUGACUUUGUGAAGCUGAGGAACAUGUUGAUUCGCUCUCACAUGCAUGACCUCAAAGAUGUGACAUGUGAUGUGCACUAUGAGAACUACAGAGCCCAGUGUAUACAGGACAUGACCAGUAAACUGACGCAGGACAACCGCAUGGAAAGCCCGAUCCCCAUCCUGCCCCUAUCCACCCCAGAUGUGGAGACAGACAGACUCAUCAAGAUGAAAGAUGAAGAGUUGGCGAGGAUGCAAGAGAUGCUAAAUAAGAUGCAGCAGCAGAUCCAUGAUGGGAAGGACCAGUGAGCUACAGCCCCAUCUGCUUGCAACUGAACUACAACCACAACUUCAGACAUGUUACUUACAUACCAACUAUAAUGUAAUCAGGGGUGAAAGUAUAUUUAAUGAGGACCUCCUAUGAGUGCACGUGCACGCCAUUUUGUUAUGGGCCUAAUAAUAUAAUUAGUUAUAGAAUCCCUAUUAAAAUAAUAGGAUCUCUGUGACCUAAUAGUAAAGAUUACUGUUGACUUUAAAAUGUAUUGGCCUACCUAUUAAUGUAUCAUAAACACAACCAGUCAUAAUGUUUUCAUCUGAUUGUCAAACAAUUACUCCAAAAGGCUACUAUAGGCUUCCCGCGCACAUUAUUCGACUCUAAAAUAAUUCCCGCAUUCGUGCACUGUGCACCUGCCAUUUGAUAAAUGCUAAGAGACAUCAGUUGCAAAACACCAAAACGUUUAGUGAAUGACAUUCUGUGAUGCUUAUUCACUAGACCUACAAAAGUCUUGUAACCUGAAUUGAUGCGUCCUCUACUGUCCACGCCCGUCUCGGCCACUUAUCUCUGCCUUGGCCAAAUGUAUGUGUUAUUGUCGAACCACGCUGCAUUUUCGAGCGUAACCCAAUCGUUUUUGUCUGUUUGCUCAUUCUUCAUGCGGUAAUGAUAAGUAAUAGUAUAUAAGCCUACAGUUGGAAUCACUAUGUUUUAAUCAUUGUGACAGGCUCAUGCUUUACCGGUACAGUGUACCCCCACUGUACUCCGUACAGGACCUGCUUACUUUCACCCCUGGAUAUAAUCAGCACUGUGUUGGGGGAAAACAGUAGCUGCAUGUUCAUUGGUCAUCUGUUUUUUGGUGCUUGCAUAUUUGGUCUGUCCUGCAAUGAGAAAUGUGGUGUUUUUACUGUAUCUUGAGUCCAUUUGAACCCCAUUUAAUAUUAUUGACGGUCCUAGUAACAUAUGACAUAACAUAAACAUGUAAUAUAAAUGAUCUGUUAAAUGUAUCCAAUUUAUAAAUAUGGUGAAUACUUUUGGGAUAUUCUGUCAGGUGAUGAAGACGCAUUAUAAAAUGUUUUGUAAAACAGCGAUAUUACUGAUGUUAAAGUUUGAAUCCUUGUUGACGUUGAACGCGUGUGUGUGUGUGUGUGUGUGUGUGUGUGUGUGUGUGUGUGUGUGUGUGUGUGUGUGUGUGUGUGUGUGUGUGUGUGUGUGUGUGUGUGUGUGUGUGUGUGUGUGUGUGUGUGUGUGUGUGUGUGUGUGUGUGUGUGUGUGUGUGUUUCCAUAUGUAUCACCCUCUAUUACGAGAACCUUGUUCUGCUUUGAAACUGUGAGAAUCCGCUUCCCCUUUCUCAGUGGCAUUUCUUGUAUGUUCUAGCUACAGACUAAUGAACAAUAGGCUACCUAAGAAUCUGAACAUAAAUGUAACGUAUUAACUUUUUACUGCUGGUCUCUACUUCAACUUGUUGAGAAGACCUUUCUCAUGUUUUGGUGCUUGUGAAUUAGAUUGAAAAUGUCUCUAGCGCCAGUUGCUUACCUUACAGUGAAUUGAGCCCCUCUGACAUACAGUACAUAGCAAAUGAAAGGGUAGGGACAGAACAGUAAGGGGUGCAUGUGCAAGCAUGCCGAAGUUACUCAAAUCUGCUUACAGCUGGAUUUCCACUCUCUCAUAUGAUGCAAUGUGUUUGUUCUGAAAUGCAUUAUGACCUAUGCCACAGUACCACUAUGGGAUGGUAAAAAGAGGCCAAAUUUUAAGAGGAGCUACUGUGUGUGUGUGUGUGUGUGUGUGUGUGUGUGUGUGUGUGUGUGUGUGUGUGUGUGUGUGUGUGUGUGUGUGUGUGUGUGUGUGUGUGUGUGUGUGUGUGUGUGUGUGUGUGUGUGUGUGUGUGUGUGUGUGUGUGUGUGUGUGUGCGUGCGUGCGUGCGUGUGUGUGUGUGUGAAGUUUAUGCUGCCCUCUGGCUGUGUCAUACAGGAUGGUGAUUGUGGCUUUUUAUCGUGCUAGCGCUCAGAGGACGUGGUGGAACUACUGACCAGGUUAUGAGGACGAAUAAACAGUCUUGAUUCAUAUCAGUGUUUCUUCAUUAUGUCUUCAUCUGAAAAAAAUUAUAUAAAUACACUAUUGUUUCAAGUACGAUCUUACUGACACUAAUAUUUCUACAAGGAAGGUCUUGACUGGUUCUCAAAUGACGCCCUAUCCCUUAUAAUAUAUUGCGUUACUUUUGACCAGAGCCUUAGGGCAGUAAGA
This is a messenger RNA of Oncorhynchus gorbuscha (pink salmon), 3621 nucleotides long. RefSeq names its product septin-5-like. Gene Ontology annotation, cellular component: microtubule cytoskeleton; cell division site; septin complex. Gene Ontology annotation, molecular function: GTPase activity; molecular adaptor activity; GTP binding. Gene Ontology annotation, biological process: cytoskeleton-dependent cytokinesis; regulation of exocytosis. The coding region runs from base 281 to 1414 and encodes 377 amino acids. Lineage: Eukaryota; Metazoa; Chordata; Actinopteri; Salmoniformes; Salmonidae. The record is from RefSeq and is a predicted model, not a curated record. The transcript is spliced from 11 exons.